Salvia hispanica is the source of this 1256-nucleotide messenger RNA. Its product is annotated as deSI-like protein At4g17486. Gene Ontology annotation, molecular function: deubiquitinase activity. The record is from RefSeq and is a predicted model, not a curated record. Lineage: Eukaryota; Viridiplantae; Streptophyta; Magnoliopsida; Lamiales; Lamiaceae. Gene Ontology annotation, biological process: protein deubiquitination.
UCUCUAUCCCUCAUGAAUGUAAUCAUUCGGAAUUCAUAUCUGCGACGAAUUACCCUUCAAUUCUUCUGUAGAUUCUCUCUCUAGAUUUUCAGAUAUACAUCUGUAUGUGAUUACGAAUUCACACACUGGCAUGUGUGGUUCCAUUGAAGGGAUUGUGGAACUCUAGGAUGCUGAGCUCUUGAGAUUUAGCAAACAAGUGUAGAUAUAUAUAUUGAUAUACGUAUAGUCUGGAGCAUUUUUGGUGUGGUUGAGGGGAUUGAUACAAUGCGAUUGUUUCCGAUUUCUACGAGCUCAGAUAGUUCACCCAGGGAGCAGAAAAUCUCGGAUAAAAGUCAUGCGCCACUUUACCUAAAUGUAUAUGAUCUCACUCCUAUAAACAACUACCUUUAUUGGGUUGGAUGCGGGGUUUUUCAUUCCGGCAUAGAAGCGCAUGGCCUGGAAUAUGGAUUUGGAGCUCAUGAGUACCCAACAAGUGGAGUGUUUGAGGUUGAACCCAGAGGUUGCCCUGGUUUUCUCUUUAGACGUGCAAUCCAUUUGGGAAGCACUGACAUGUCUCGUUCAGAAUUUAGGUCAUUUAUGGAACAUCUCUCCAAUGACUAUCAUGGUGAUACAUACAAUCUAAUUUCUAAGAAUUGCAAUCAUUUCACUGAUGAAGUUUGUCAGCGACUCACUGGAAAAUCUAUACCUGGGUGGGUUAAUCGAUUGGCGCGGAUGGGCUCUUUCUGCAACUGUCUGCUGCCUGAAAGUAUCCAGGCUACUCAAGUGGCAAAUCUUCCUGAUGUUGAAAUGUGUUCAGAAGAUGGUGGCGACAAUGGUGCAGCAUAUGCAACAGGAGAAAGCGAAGAGGAGGAAAUAGACCACCAUCUUAUUACCACAGCAAGCAGUGAGAUAGCAUUUUUGAAAGACAAACCAGUGAGGCUAGCAAAAGAUAUUCUUUGAUUCUGAUUUGAUUUCUCUGGCCCUGCAUUUUCUUAGUUGUCUUGUUUGUACAAUUAGUGUGUAAAUCUCCAUUGUAUUUUGUUAUACAUGAUAAUGUCAAAACAACUUUUUUGUUGUGUGUGCCUGUUAUUUGCGCGAUAGCCAGAAAGAAGCUUGGCUAUCUGUCGUUGAGAAUGUAUAGGUUAUGGCCACUUUGGACUGGAGAUUCCGUCUUCUUGCCUAUGAUUUUGAUGUGGUCUAUUACUUUGUAUUUCUACUAGAAAGAGAGGAAAUGCAACUAUUUCUCUGAAUGACAAAGGGCCCUUCUAUUUUACGCA